UAUUCCAGAGGGCCCAUGCCCCCUAAUAAAAAAAGAAGAAGAAGAAAGAAAUGAAACACCAGUGUUGUGAUGUAAGCUCAUAAUUCUUUUGAAACUUUUCACCACUAGGGAAAGCAUGACUCAGCCCAGCAGCAUUAUGAGAAGACGUCUGUUUGUUUAGAGACAAAGGAACAAGGAGCCUUAUCUUUUGAGGCACAGUCCCAUAAGCACAAACGUCCCGUUUAACUUAGAUAGUGUUGGAAGGAGUGGCAACUUUUUAGAGAACUGUUGCUGGCUAUUGUGGAAACGGUACCUCUUGAGAUUUCAUGCCCGAAAAGAAUCAAAUGAAUAAUUUACAGUGUGUUUAUUCUAGGCAAUGAUGCACUAGUGGGACCCUUAAGGUUGCAUAAGAGGAUGGAAGUAUAGAGACAGUGUUUCCUUAAGGAAUAAGUGAUGGACCAGGGAUCAGAGGAGGACAUGGAAAGCUCGUGGACUCUGCUCUCCUGGCUGGCCUCUAGUGUGCUGGUGUUUGGGGGUGCCAUGCCCUACGUCCCCCAGUACCAAGAGAUCCAGAGGACCAAUAACUUAGAGGGCUUCUCCACAAGAGUCUGCCUGGUGCUGCUCAUUGCCAACAUUCUGCGCAUUUUCUUCUGGAUAGGUAAGCAGUUCGAGCUGCCUUUGCUGCUGCAGAGUGUGGUGAUGAUACUUACCAUGUUGGCUAUGAUGCACUUGUGCUGUUCCAUCCAGACCACCAACCGAGUCAGUACCAAACAGCACCAUGUCACAGAUUUGGACAUCCGGUAUUUCUGGAGCUGGAGUUCUUUUGAAGACUACCUGAUGUUCUGCUUUGCCUUCACCCUGCUGUGUGCUUUUAUGACGUUCCUUUUUCUGGACUGGGUCUUGUUUGUGGAAGCUCUGGGCUCUUUGGCUGUGAUGUUUGAAGCCAUGCUGGGUGUGCCUCAGCUGCUACAGAACUACAACAAUCAAUCCACUCGAGGAAUGAGCAUAAAGAUGGUGCUUCUGUGGACCGCUGGUGACAUCUUUAAGACUACGUACUUUGUGAUCAAUGAAAGCCCCACCCAGUUCAUAGUGUGUGGUGCGGUGCAGAUCUUAAUUGACAUUGCUAUUCUGCUCCAGGUGGGCUACUAUGGCCAAGACUCCAGAAUCAAACUGGGCUAAUUUCACUUUUUAACAAGUAAGACGAUGUUCCCCACUUUUACACUAGGACAUACUACAUGCUACAUGCCUUCUCCAGAACAACAUGCUUUUACUUGUUGCAUUUUUUAGUAGAAAUACAUACACUACAUGAUCAAAUGUAUGUGGACACCCCUUUGUAAUGAACAGGUUUGACUAUUUCAGCUUACCCAUUGCUAGUAGGUAGAUGAACGAAAACAACCACACAGCCAUGCAGUCUCCUUAGACAAACAUUUACAGUAGAAUGGGACGUACCUUUUCUGUUCCAGCAGUGCCCCUGUGCACAAUGUGAGGUCUAUAAAGAAAUGGUUUAGUGAGUCUGGUGUGGAAGAAUUUGACUCACCCCACCUAACUGCAAUGCACCUCAUUGAGGCAUGCAUCACCUUUGUCUAAUGAUGGACUACACUCUUGAAAUGGAAUACAUAGACUAUCAUUUAACUGUCAACAAGAGCCUUCAUAAGCCAACUAACAAAGGACAAUGCAUCUAUGUGAACUUCUGCAGUUAAUCCAGGAUGGACUUCAAAGACAUUAGUCAUUAAUCUUACAGUUCAUACAAAAUCUUUGUUUAAUCACUGGCCCUUAACACUUACUUAGUUUACUAAUCUUAAACCAUGACCUGCACUGGACAUAAAUAACUAAUAUUGGCAUUUUAUUCAUGCUGUUAGCCAGAGGGGAACUGGCCCCCACAGUGAGCCUGGUUUCUCUCAAGGUUAUUUUUCUCCAUUAAUCAACAUCUUAAGGAGUUUUGUGUUCCUUGCCACUGUCGCCUACAGCUUGCUCACAGGGGUUCUAAAUACAAUUAUUAUUUAAUUAUUUAAUUUCUAUACACAUUUUACAAUCAUAUUUAAUCAAACUACACAAUAAUCACUGUAAGACAUUAUAGAUAUUACAGUUUCAUUUUUUUUUUACAUUCUUUUUUUUUUAUGCAUGAUUUUCUGUAAAGCUGCUUUGAAAUGAGGUGUGUUGAGAAAAGCACUAUACAAAUAAAAAUUACUUGACUUGACUUGACUUGAACACCUUUUGGAUAAAUUGGAAUGCUGGGAGCAAGCCAGGCCCCAUCGCCCAACAUUAGUGCCUGCCCUCUCUGAUGCUCUUUUGUCUGAAUGGAAUCAAAUACUUUCAGCCAUUCUGCAACAUCUAUUAGAAAGACUUCCUAGAAGUGUAGAGAGUAUUACAGCAGCAAAGGGGGGGCCAAAUUCCUAUUAUUGCAUAUGCACAGGUCUUAAAAUGAAGCCCAUACUGGAGAUUGUGUGACCAGACCUCACCGGUACUGACAGAUUUUAAGCCCGAACUCGACCCUAACCCGAAAUCACUCUCUCUUUAUAAUUUCUUGUCCAAGGAAGUAAAUUUGUUGCAAUAUGCUAUUUUAAGUAAACACGUAGGCAACAUUCAUAACUGUAUCGUAACAGUAAACGUACUCUACACAGUUUAAACAAGGCAUGGUGGCCCCUCAUCACACCAGAGCAAAAGGGGAAAAAACACUGUACUACCGUGAAGUGUCACAUGAAGUGCUCUUUACAGCCUGAAUUUUACAGAAUGUUGAAUCUUUGUGACACCUGUGAUUUAAAAAAGCAGCGCAACGAAUGAAAAAGGACACAGGUGUCUCGAGAUGCAUUUUUAAAAACUGAAGUUCUUUUUAACUUCCAUUCCAUUAACUCAUCCAUUCGCACGUGUCUCUAAAUGAGAGCAUGUGCAUGAAACAAGUUUUUUAGUUUUUUUAUUAAUCACAAACCCAAACUCAAGUCAUACUUGACCUGAAAUACUGACCUGAAUCUGGCCCGAAACUUGACGCGUUGGGCUCGGGUCGGGUUGGAGACCUUUAGUUCGGAUGUCCAUAAUCUUUGGACCCUGUAGUGUAUAUAUUUCCAUUUUUAUGUGACAAAAACACCAACGUUUAGUUUUUUUUUCUUUACUUGAAUUAUUACACUUCUUUCAAAGAAAACUGGAGAUGUUCCAUGCCAGUAACUUUCUUAAACCAACCAAGAUAAAAAUCCCUUUAAUUCUUCUAUUCUAUACAUCCACUCCAAACUGCAACAAAAUUAAUGACCCUUCACUUUUCUGUUUUCGAAUAUCUGUCUUUUUGCUAGCUUUUGUGAGAGCCAUUACACUCUUAGUGCAAUUAAACCAAUGUGGAACUUUGAGAGCAUGUGCCAAAUGCCUCUGCCACAACUGGAUUCAAACUGCUAGCUGAUUUAUCAUCUAUUUGUGGUCCUUUUUCAUUUUAAUGCAUUUAGAUCACUGUUACUUGCAUAGUUGCACACAAAAAGCCAUAUUUUAAACCAUAGCCUUUGAGACAAGACUAUUUGCUGAUAAAUUAUUUUAAUUCCUAAACUUUAAUUACCUUAAUAUUCUAGUGGGAAAGCAUGGGGGAAUGCCAUACAUAAAUGAAAUAAAAUUGAUUUAUAAAGUUUGAUUGCAUUGCUAACAUAGAACCAAAUAGAUUAGCUCUGUUUUAUUAUUAACACAGAUCAAUAGUUCAUUUUCAGCAAAGUAAUUUCAAAAGAUCAUUUAAUGGUCAUUCUAUAGUGUUGGUGCCAGCAUUUUACAAAUGCAGUAUAGUUUUUAAUCAAAGUUGUUCAUUGGCAAAGUUGAAUGUUAUUGUGAAAUAAUCCAGUGGAAAACAACAUUGCAUACAAACUAUUUCAGAAGUUUUCAGUAGUCUAUUUGUUUUUAGAACCCCAUUAUAAUCUAUGAUGCUGUCUACACUGGAAGCGUCUGUUGCAGCGUGUCUGUCACGGCGACAAUAAACGGAUGCCACGUUCCAUUUUACGCUGCAUGCGCUAGUGCUACUAUUCAAAUGAAACAGUUUAGAACAUUUGUGUCGACAUGUCCAGUGUAGACAGCCUCAAUCCAUUGCGUUGCAUUGUGUAAAAGGACAUGCCCAGUGUAGACAGGGUGUUAGGCUAACAUACUGUCUAACAUCAUCUUUUGUGUUUUUUUUUUUUGUUUUUGUUUUUUUGAGGAAUGAAAGUCAUACUUGAUUUUUGUGUAAACUAUUUCUAAAAAGUUGACAACAGUUCCCUCUCCACAUGACCACAACCCAUGUAUAUUGUCCACAUGUUUAUCAAUGCCCACCACAGCGAGAUGAAGGGCAGUCACAGAUAUUGAUAUUUGGACUGUUUUUUAUGUGAAAGUUGAUGGGACUGGUGAUAACAAGUGCUGUCACCUAAGCUUGGAUGCUGGUGCUGUUGAUCAUCUAUAAUGAGUUCUCAUCAUAAAAUAGUUCAACUCCAUUAACUUACCAUUCGUACAAGCACUUUGAGAUACAUACGCUGCAAAGAAAAGGUCACUAUAACUUUAAAUCCUACUUUAGUGCCAGGCUGCUCAGGGGGACACAAAUGGGGCCUUUAACAAAGCACUUUCAGAUUCCAUCUCUGUUGCUGUUCUGACUUUCUCAUUUUAUCCCUGCCUACAUUUCACUUUAGGUAUUUUGAAAUGUUGAUGAAAGGUUUAAGCUGUAUAUCUGGCCCAAGCAAAUCUCAAAACAACAUAUUUAUUCAUAGAAAAAUAUGUGAGCCCACCCCCCUAAAAAAAACAUGGACAAUACAUUGCAAUAUGCAAUUUGUUCUAAUUGCAUAUGGAAAUAUGUGCCUGUAACUUAUGUUAAGUUGGACAACGAACAUCAUUUUUGUCCAGUCUGACAGUUCCGUUACACACCACACUCCACCAGAUCAAAGUUUUAUUGCUCAGAAGGUUGCUCUUUCACAGCUUAAGAGAUUUAAUGAAGUCAUACCAGUUAUGCUUUAUUUAACCAUUAACUAUUAACAAAUAAAAAUAGACACCAAUGAAGCAGUGGUAAAAUACAGUAUAUAGAGCUUAAAAAGUAAUGUGUAAAUAAUUCUAAAUCACCAAAAACUAGCUGUUACAUCCAAAGAUAUUCUUGUUUAGUUCAACACUCAUGGAUAUAUUUCUAUUUUAUCUGUUUAUAUUUGCCAAUUUUCAGUGUUUUAUUUUUUUGUUUGUUUGUUUGUUUGUUUGUUUGCACUUGGCUGGUAAAUUGCUUUGCCAAGCUCUUCUCUCAUGUUCAAAGAGGAAAUCGCACUGAUGAGCAAGAUAACAGUCUAUUAUGUGUUUAAUGUUGUGUGAUAAUGACUGCUUAAUGUUGUCUUAAUGGUCUGAAUAAUUUUUAUCAUUUCAUUCUUGUCAGAAAGAUGCAUUUUUGACAUAAAAAAACAACCUGUCUUCAUGAACACAUCAUUAUUGAUUCAAUAAAUAUCCUUUUAAGAGAUAUCAAGAUCAGCACAUUCUGUAUUCAACCUUUAGUUUUGCAUUUGAAUGUACAGGUAUUGUCAUGUAUGCAAGUGUUACUGUAUGAAAGAAUUCCUAUGUUCGCGAUAAAGAACACAUAAAAAUAACCAAAGAAUUCUUUGUACUUUGUCCUUGAUUUUAUGUAAUCUAUUUAUUUGUCAUCUACCUAUCCUUGAACCUGCAACCACAUUCCUGCUGUGCGAAUACUGGAUGAACCUACAGUACACAGCAUGUUAUGAAACAAGAUCUAUAUUGCUUGUUUAAUUACUUUUUAUUUACAGAACUCUUCAGAUUUCUUCAGAAGCUUCAGAAACAC
This is a messenger RNA of Myxocyprinus asiaticus (Chinese sucker), 5737 nucleotides long. RefSeq names its product solute carrier family 66 member 2-like. Lineage: Eukaryota; Metazoa; Chordata; Actinopteri; Cypriniformes; Catostomidae. Gene Ontology annotation, biological process: phospholipid translocation; retrograde transport, endosome to Golgi. The coding region runs from base 433 to 1158 and encodes 241 amino acids. The record is from RefSeq and is a predicted model, not a curated record. The transcript is spliced from 5 exons. Gene Ontology annotation, cellular component: trans-Golgi network; endosome.